This is a messenger RNA of Trifolium pratense (red clover), 1134 nucleotides long. RefSeq lists its product as uncharacterized. Bases 822 to 1088 code for a protein of 88 amino acids. The transcript has 4 exons. Lineage: Eukaryota; Viridiplantae; Streptophyta; Magnoliopsida; Fabales; Fabaceae. The record is from RefSeq and is a predicted model, not a curated record.
CAACCCCAAAUCAACUCUCGGCCGUCUUCUCCAAGCACCGCCUUCUCUCAGCCGUCCUCUCCCUCUCACUCUCAGUCGUCCUCUCUCUCUCACUCGUAAUCUCGAACCCUAGCUCCAAAUCGAAGCUUCUCUCUUGAACCCUAGCUCCAAAUCGAAGUUAUAAGGGAAACGCAUCAUCGCAACCGUACGUCGACUCAUCCUUCAACCGCGACAAUCCCAAAUCCGUCUAUUCAACUCUCAAAUACAUCUCCGUUCUUGACCGAUAAUGAUCGUAGUCCAUCUCCACCCCCACUUCAUGAGAGCUGGAAGAGGGCACGACAAACAAAAGAUGGUUCGUACGCAUCAACGGCUACACAAGCUGUUGCCGAGAAAAUUGUAAGUAAACUUUUGAUAAACUUCUGUGUUGAAAGUAACCUAAAUAAGCUCAUCUGGAAAGCCUUCGAUUCCUAUUUCACUUGUGAAGUCUGGCAUGAUGUUGGCACCAGUUCGGCCAACGUCGCUAGAUGAUGUGGUAAAAGUGGUUAAAGCGGCAAAUAAGUGGCCGCCUUUUGCGGUGUCGGUGAGAGGACACAGACACUCGAUAAACGGACAAGCAGAUACAAGGAUGAAAUGUGUGGUGGUUGAAAUGGGAAAGGGAAUUAAGGGUCCUAAGGUUUGGGAGAAAGAAAUGUAUGUGGAUGUUUGGGGUGGUGAAUUGUGGAUAGAUGUGUUGAAAGCAACAAUGGAGUAUGGGUUAGCACCUAUGUCUUGGACUGAUUACUUGUAUUUGUCUGUGGGUGGUACCUUAUCCAACGCUGGUAUUAGUGGUCAAACCUUCAAUUAUGGUCCUCAAAUUUCCAAUGUUUUUUAACUUGAUGUUGUUACAGGUAUCUGAAGAUAUCAAAUUUGAUGUUCUGCGUGGCCUUACCAAUUCAUUACUUGCUGCCAAGAAGCCAGAUGAGGCUGUUCAAUUCCUUUUGGCCUAUCGUGAGCAUCUGAGUUCAGAAGACUUCAGCAAAAAAUAUGAGAGUAGCCCAACAGAUUCACAGCCAGUCUCAUUUCAAAAGGCGGGUAAACAAUACAUACAAAAUCAGUUGCGUAAAUUUUAAUAUUUAUUUACGUUAAUAACACAUGAUGAUUGAUUCGUAUUUUUGU